Molecule: messenger RNA, 882 nt
Organism: Lotus japonicus
Lineage: Eukaryota; Viridiplantae; Streptophyta; Magnoliopsida; Fabales; Fabaceae
Exons: 1
Coding region: 1-882 (293 amino acids)
Source: RefSeq, a predicted model, not a curated record
AUGGCUAGAACUAGGAAUGGUGGUUCUGGAGGUUGUUCCAUACCACAUGUUUCACCGACCGUAGCUGCUCGUAGAAUGCAUGCAACUACUCAUGUUGUGCAACCACCAUCGCAACAAUCACUGCAUCAAACUAAUUUAAGAUUAGUGAAGAGGAAGAGGAGCAAGAGACAACAUACUCGUAAAGGUGCCUACUCCACCACUUCCAUACAAACACUUCCAAGAGAUUCAUUGGUAGAGGUGGUUGCAACUGUGGCUGCACACUCUUUCAUCGACCUUCACACAAUUAAAUUGUGUUGCAAGGAUUUUCUUGCUGCUGCUCCAGAUAGAUACGUUUGGCAAAGAGUUUCCUUGGACACAUUUCCGUUAAUUCAGUGGUCUCCUAAUAACAAAGAAACAUCAUUCUUGAACCGUUGUAGGGAGUAUGGAAACAUUGAAAGUUUGUACAGAGAAGGGUUGCGAAAGUAUUUUAAUUAUCCAAAUGGAAAGAUUGAUGAUGGUGUUAGGAUCUUGAAGAUAGCUGCUGAAAAGGGUCACAAUGAAGUAAAAUAUGUGUGUGGUAUGAUUUCACUAUGCUCUGACGAUGAUGAGGUGAGAAAACUAGGACUUGAGUAUAUGCAUUUUUUGAGGAAGUUGAAGUGUGUUGUAAGCUGUAGAAAGAAAGUGAAACAAUUAUUAAAAUCUGUGUGGAAAAAUAAUGUCGUGCUGGUUCGCAAUUCGCACCCUCUAUGCAAAGUUAAUAGUACAUGCAAAGGGUGGAGGGUGAAGAAAGAUAGAUGGGUGUUGGUUGACGAUGAUGAUGAUGAUGAUGACGACAUGAGCUUAUGCGAGUAUUGUAGAUGGGACCAUGAGCUCGAGUUUUUUUAUCGGUUGUUCAACAUUUAA